Molecule: messenger RNA, 1768 nt
Organism: Pollicipes pollicipes
Lineage: Eukaryota; Metazoa; Arthropoda; Thecostraca; Pollicipedomorpha; Pollicipedidae
Product: androgen-induced gene 1 protein
Exons: 5
Coding region: 89-826 (245 amino acids)
Cellular component (GO): membrane; endomembrane system
Source: RefSeq, a predicted model, not a curated record
GCCGGCUCUCGACGUUGUCAAGUGUUGGUUCGAAGAUAGGUGUGCGUUGUGCGUGUGGUCUUGGGGGUGCAUCGCCACGCAGGGCGAUAUGGGUCCAUUACUACUGCAUAUCCUAGCUUGGGUCGUUUUUGCGUGCUGCACGUAUUAUGACAUGCACAUGCUUUUCAUUCCUGAUGCUAAGCAGCCCAGCUUCGAGGUCGUAAAGGAGCUAGCAUUUCAGAGAAACCGCUUGGGUGGGCGGUGGAAGUACCUGACUAUUUGGGGCCUGACUGCUCAACUGAUCUAUUACUUCAUCGCACUGUUGAAUGACGUACUCGGAACGAACACCUUCGUGGAACGUGACGUGUCAAAACUGCAACGAGUGCGGGAUGUGUUCUUCACAUCGAUCGCCUUUCCCAUCGGACUGCUGGUGAGCGUCAUGUUCUGGGGCCUGUUCGUGGUGGACCGUGAGCUGGUCUUCCCGGCCAUCCUGGACCCGCACUACCCGUGGCUCCUGAACCACGGCGUCCACACUAUGCCGCUGGUGCUCGGCGUCCUGGAGUUGAUGACAGAGCGACACAACUACGCCGCCAACCGGCUGUCGAUCAGCCUGCUCUGCACCUUCCUCGCCUCCUACCUCGGCUGGACGCUGUACCUGGCGCUGGCGGAGAACCUCUGGGUGUACGGCAUCAUGCGCGUGCUGGGCUGGCCGCUGCGGAUCGCGUUCAUCGCGGCCAACCUGACCGUGACCGUGCUGCUCUUCUUCCUGGGGAAACGGCUGGACGCCCUGGUGUGGGGCUCACAGAAGGCGGCCGCAGCGAAAGCGAAGGCCAAGAAGAGCCACUGACGACUGUCUGGAGAGGCCCGCACGCCGCCGCCGGUGGUAGCGCUGUCCGGUCCUCGGGUCGGCUCGUCGGGACCGCGUGGUGUGCGCAGCCACGUAUCAGUCGUCUGGCCUUUGGUAGUCGUUGAGAUGUAGCUGAAAGCGGAAACGUUAAUUUGCGGUGAUUUUGCUCAUUGUUCCCCGAGUGGUGAUUCACGUUGUUAUGUGUAAUAUGGCGCGUCUACACCUUUCGACUGCUGAACAGUAUUGUGCCCAUCGCCAGCGUCUGUUGAGCCCCAUGCGUCAUAAUUAGUGCGUAUACCGGGCUUUGCAAUCCACGUCAUUGAGGUCCAUGCGACCUUUGUUAUUGUUCGUGAUUUGGUGUCCAGUGUUUUGUUUUUUUGUCAUCCAGGAUGGCAUUGAAGAAUGCCAAACCUGUCGUUCACCACCACCUAAUCUGCAUUACGUCAUUCGCUCUUAGCGGUUUCAUUCCCCAAUGAAAUACUUGUGCCGUCGGGUAUCACGUGAAAUGCGUGUGCUAUUUUGGAAUGCUCAGGCAUCUGGUCCGUUGCAGAAUGUUUGUUAAAUACUCCUUUUUAAUUAUUUCGCGAUCGUUGGCCCAUAUUUUGCGCGUGAUUGUUAUUAGAUGAUAACCCCUGAUCGAGCUGUAGCGACCAAUGUCGAUAUUUGAUCUAACGCCCGAUGCAUCUCCUCAGUGGGAAGGCUGUGUACAAGACUAAACCAGGCUGGUGUCAGCGUCAUGCUUUCGCUGGAAUCACGUCAGGACAUGACAUAUGUGGAUCUGUCGUGGACUCGUUGCGAGCUCCGUACAAUGGCAUAAUGAAUGCUGAUUGCCACAGCGUUUUCUUAGUGGGCUUAUUGGAAUAACAUGCUGUAUUAGUGGACUUAGCACGGUACAGCCUGAUGCACCUGGCGAUGUUUACCAAAUACAGAUAGACGACGAUG